GUCACACUUGUCUGCAUUAAAUUCCAUCUGCCAUUUUUCAGCCCAUUAUUCCUGCUGGUCGAGAUCCCACUGCAAGCUUUAAUAGUCUUCCUUGCUGUCCACUGCAUCCCCAAUCUUGGUGUCACCUGCAAACUAUGGAAAUGUGGUUGGAAUGAAGAGUGGAGAAAAGCUGAAGCGGAGCAGUAUCGGAGCCCAUCCUCCUAAAUCGGGAGUGAGGUUUGAUCCAUCUGAACGUGCUGAUUUGGAAAGGUUGAGUGUGGGCUGGAAGCAGCACAAAGUUUAUUGCUGUAGCGAGGCCCGGGCUCAAGUUCAGGGGGUGUCCCUGUGCUUGGACAAUUUUAGCGAUGGGCUUCCAUUUUAUGGACUCAGUUUUGUUUUGGAUGCUGGUGCUUACUUUAUGGUUUGCAUGAUUUGAUUCUGUUUUUUUCCUUCUCAUUUGGUAUUGGUCUUUUUUAAGUUGGGUUUUUUCUUGUUUUGUGGCUGCCUGUAAGCAGCCAAAUCUCAAGAUUGUAUAAUUUAUACAUCCUUUGAUAAUAAAAUGUACUUUGAACUUUAAAUUUGCUGAUCUAGUUAACCACAUUAGCCUCCAGAUUGUUGAUCUUGGUGACAGACAAUAAUGGACCUGGCAGUGAUCCCUGCGGCACUCCACUAGUCACAGACUUCCAGUCAGAGAUGCAAACAUCUGCUAUCACUUUGGCUUCCACAAAUGCAAUGUCCAAUCGAGUUUAUUACCUCAUCUUGAAUGCUAAGUGACUGAACCUUAACCAGCCUUCCAUGUGGGACCUUCACAAGUACAGCUCCAACACCAUAGUAAUUUUUUUUCCAAUGGAGACAAUCAAACACAGUGAAGAGAUGCUGAGGGCAGCUUUAAUUUCUGAUCAUAAGGACCUUAUUGACUUGUACCAGAAAUACAGCCCAAGUGUGAAAAGAUUCCUAGAAGAAGCACUUAGUGGAAAUAGUAUUCUUUUCAAACCUAUUGAGUUACAAUCAAAGUCCGAUUGGAUCCGUAGUCACCCUGAACCAAAGCAAGAUUUCUACACAUUUUACAGCAACCCACACAGGAAAACACCAGUUCCUGGGAAAAAUGUAAUUUACAUUCAAAUCAUUGGUUCAUUUGGUGACUCGGAGGCAACUACCAAUAUGUACAUACAUUGGUUAAAAGAAUAUUGUGAGGCAUUUUUCUUUGGGCUGAAGGUGGAAUUCCAGGAACCAAUUUUGGUAUCACACACUGGUUGUAUGUUCCGUAUGAAUAAAUAUUCAGAAAAUCUGCAGAUUCAUACAGGUGGUAUUCUCAAAUAUCUAAAGAAGAGAAAGCCCAAAGAUGCCUUCUGCAUUGUUGGAAUUACAAUGAUUGAUCUUUAUCCAGAAGAUUCAUGGAAUUUUGUUUUUGGACAGGCAUCCCUCACAGAAGGAAUAGGUAUUUUCAGUUUUGCCAGAUAUGAUGAUGAAUUUUACACCAUGAAUUAUAAGGGAAAACUGAAGGGCAAGCAGCCUGUAGUUCCUAGUGAUUAUUCAGUUUUUGAUGAAUACUACACACCGUCCAUAACAAGCAAGCUGCUGUUAAGAUCAUGCAAGACUUUAACUCAUGAGAUUGGUCACAUUUUUGGUAUGCAGCACUGCCAGUGGCUGCAAUGCGUCAUGCAGGGAUCCAAUCAUUUAGAUGAGUCUGAUCGACGUCCAAUUGAUUUAUGCCCUAUAUGCCUAAGAAAGCUGCAGUGUGCCAUUAACUUUGACAUUAAAGAGAGAUGCAAGGCACUGUUGCGGUGGAUUGAGGAAGAUUCUGAAUCAAUAGUGGUAUCUCACAAACCCACUGAAGCAUUUAAAGAAUGGAAAGAAUGGUUGUUGCAGUGUUUGCAGCUUUUGGAGGAGUGAAAUUUAAUCAAUUUGAUUCACUAGGUAAUCAAUAGGCUUAAGAGCUUUGGAAGUCUGUUUAAAAUUUUUUUUAAAUGCAACUAAAUGCAGAAUGACAAGAAGCUCUUAAGUAAGUGGUGUAUGGUGUGAGAAAUUUGUAAUAUUUUUGGCUUAUUGAAGUUCUGUGAUAUUUAGGGAGUUUUAAUAAUGAGACAUUUUUAAUAUGCAACUUUGAAAAUGUGCAUUAUCAAUGUCAAAUUUGUUGCUAUAUGUACAAGUGUAAUUUAAAAACUUGGUUGGAAAGAAUAGUUAAUUCUUAGAGGAAUGACAAAAUCUUGCUUAUGUAGAUCAUGUGUUGUUCAUGUGUUCGCAAUUAGCUGUGAAGGAUUAGGUCAUCUCUAGUUUAGGCCUUGGAAACUAAUCUUUCAAAUUGAGUUUUUGUAACUGCAGCACUGUAAUUAAUGCUGUUACGGUACAGAAGAACAGAUUCAUUUGAAACUGUAAUUAUAUUGGCAUUAGGUUGCUGGUAUUAAAUGACUUAGAACCUAAUUUCUGUGUUUUCACAGUGUGUUUUAUUAAAUGUCUGUCAAAGGGAGGUUAUUUUGAAUUACUGCUUUUUCCGUGCAUUUGAAGAGCUUAAUUUAUGUUAAUCAACUUUGACAUGGGAGUGGAUAAAUUCAUAGUGAUCUGAUGCCCCAAGAAUCUGUUUAUUGUUUGGUUUGUGGGUACUGUGUGAUCCCUAAGGAAGCCCACACACAUAAACUAAAAACAAAAAAGCAGCCUUCUUACUUGAUGUCAAUAAGGAGCUGAAUGCUUGGCCUGAGGUCUGUGCUGCAAGUUGACCUGAGCUUUCUCUGUUGCAAGGUAUACUCACUAAUGUAAUGUCUGGAAAAUGAAAGGCAUUUUUUUUCUGUGGAUUCAAUGGACAUUUCUAAUCCUAUUUCCCUUCUAAUAACUGCUGCUGUUGAGUUGCUUGGCUCUAAGAAGAUGCUGAUUACUGAUCUCCAGAUACUUGUUUUGUUACCAUUCAACCCCAGUUUUCUAAGGUACCUGUUGGCCAUUAUGAUGCAUGACAAAAACGUGCAUAAUCUUGAUCUGUUUUAAGAGUAAAGAUGGAAUUUAUCAUGAUUUUCACCAGAUAUUCAUUUCUUUUUUUUUCACAUUUUGAAGUAUCCCCAGCGCUUUGCAUGAACUUUGAUUAUAAAUUUUCUUGCUGUUACAGUUGGACUUUUUGAAAAUAUGCAUAAUAUUGUUUGUUAUUGAAGGAUUAAAAGGAUGAAUAUAGAUGUCUAAAUCAGAUUGAUGUUUCCUGAAACAGUGCCUAUGGAUGCAAAAGCUGAAGUUUUGGAGGAAACUGUUUGCUGGCAUUAUUUCAUUGAGCAUGUCAAAAUUGCUUGCUUGCUUGCCAAAAUCACCACAGACCUCAACAUUCAGUUUCAAAUUCUUUGUAAGUUUCAUUGAUAAUUUGGGAAAAUUAGUAAAAUCUUGUUAGCACAUCUGUAAGCAGAAAGUGAAAUAAUAAAUGAGCAAUUUUACUUGAGGCAAGAUCUACACGACUGGGG
Messenger RNA from Mobula hypostoma (lesser devil ray), 3413 nucleotides. RefSeq names its product archaemetzincin-2 (gene amz2). Gene Ontology annotation, molecular function: metallopeptidase activity. The transcript has 7 exons. The record is from RefSeq and is a predicted model, not a curated record. Lineage: Eukaryota; Metazoa; Chordata; Chondrichthyes; Myliobatiformes; Myliobatidae. Bases 775 to 1872 code for a protein of 365 amino acids. Gene Ontology annotation, biological process: proteolysis.